Molecule: messenger RNA, 685 nt
Organism: Budorcas taxicolor (takin)
Lineage: Eukaryota; Metazoa; Chordata; Mammalia; Artiodactyla; Bovidae
Gene: ANAPC13
Product: anaphase promoting complex subunit 13
Exons: 3
Coding region: 184-408 (74 amino acids)
Biological process (GO): protein K11-linked ubiquitination
Cellular component (GO): anaphase-promoting complex
Source: RefSeq, a predicted model, not a curated record
GCGGAGGGGCGGAUACCGCGUUCUUCUUGGAGCCUAGAGAAAGCUUCCUGCAGGAGGCAACCUGGGAGCUAAGUUGUUUACAGUGACUGGGGGUUAGCUGAGGAAAAAAGGAAGAAGACAGAGCAUUCCAAGCUUUGGGACAGUCACGUGUGUCCCAUCCGACAAGAUCAAAGCUGCAAGAGAAUGGACAGUGAAGUACAGAGAGAUGGAAGGAUCUUGGAUUUGAUUGACGAUGCUUGGCGAGAAGACAAGCUGCCUUAUGAGGAUGUUGCAAUACCACUGAAUGAGCUUCCUGAACCUGAACAGGACAAUGGAGGCACCACAGAAUCUGUUAAAGAACAAGAGAUGAAGUGGACCGACUUGGCCUUACAGUACCUCCAUGAGAACGUUCCCCCCAUAGGAAACUGACUCCUGGCUCCUUGUUCAUCAACAGAUUUUUUUUUUAAAUACAGAUACAAAACAUUUUCUUUCUGUCUCCAACUUAAAUCUUUUAGUGAUAGAUUAACACUCAAAAAUGUGCAACUAAUUUUGUGGCAGCGAGAUACAAUGUGAAAAUACUCCAUCAGGUUGAGAAGCUGAUUGCAGUUUCUUAGGGAUGGAGAACAUCUGGCCCUUUGAACCUGAAGUUCUUCAUUGACUAGCUUGUGUUUGAACAUGAUUCAUUAAACAUUUGCCUUUAAUUCUG